Glossina fuscipes is the source of this 2456-nucleotide messenger RNA. Its product is annotated as sodium-independent sulfate anion transporter. The transcript is spliced from 6 exons. Bases 179 to 2092 code for a protein of 637 amino acids. Gene Ontology annotation, cellular component: membrane. NCBI's taxonomy places the organism in Eukaryota, Metazoa, Arthropoda, Insecta, Diptera, Glossinidae. Gene Ontology annotation, molecular function: sulfate transmembrane transporter activity. The record is from RefSeq and is a predicted model, not a curated record. Gene Ontology annotation, biological process: transmembrane transport.
AAUAAAAGGAAUUAUUUUUUAUUUAAAUAAAGUUGUUGAUAAAAAAAAAAAAAUAUAUAAAUAUCUUUAUUCCUUAACUAAGAAAUAUUAUCGAGCAGCAGUAUUAUUUAAAAAAAAAAACAAAAAAAAAAAAAAUCAUUUAGUUUUCUAAUUUAUGUAAAAGCAAUAAAUUGAAACAAUGCGUACGGAUCAAUCGUCACAACGUAACAAUAGUUCCGGUUCUGAAGUAUCCUUGGAUAUACCACCGAAUGCCAUUUACAAUACCUCGCGUGAUUAUAUCGUACAAACCGAGGAGAAUGAAAAGCUUAACUGUUGCACUUUCACGAAAGACUGGUUACGACAAUUGUCGUCCAAUGUGUUUCGAAAAAAAACGCUUUACAAACGCUUACCUAUAUUAACCUGGCUACCGAAAUAUAAUCGCAAUGAUUUCAUUGGAGAUCUAAUGGCUGGUAUUACAGUUGGGCUUACAGUGAUUCCACAAGGUUUAGCUUAUGCUGGCAUAGCUGGACUUGAUUUACAGUACGGUUUAUACGGUUGCUUUUUGGGAUGUUUCAUCUAUAUAUUUUUAGGAUCAAGCAAAGAUGUUCCUGUGGGUCCGACGGCGAUUUCAGCUCUCCUCACUUUUCAAACAACACAUGGUCUUUGGCAAAAAGCGGUACUACUUACAUUUUUAAGCGGUCUUAUCGAAAUAGCGAUGGGCAUAUUUCGCUUAGGUUUUCUAAUUGAUUUCGUUUCGGGACCGGUUAGUGCGGGAUUUACAAGUGCUGGUUCACUGAUUAUAUUUACUUCGCAACUGAAAGAUCUACUGGGCGUGAAUACAAACGGCGAUACGUUUGUUGAUAUGUGGUUUUCCAUAUUCGGCGAUAUACACAAUAUUAGCUGGAACGAUGCUGGCUUGGGCGUUUGUUGUAUUGUCGUAUUAUUAACAAUGCGAGCUAUGGCUGGCAUGAGUUUCGGCCCUAAGGAAGGUAAAACAUGCUGGCAGAAAUUUUUUUCGACUUUAUUCUGGCUAAUUGGAACUUCGCGUAAUGCUGUAUUGGUAGUAGUGUCGGCAAUUGUCGGCUAUUAUUUACUGCAAGCCGAUAUAGAUAUAUUUCGUAUGGUGGGUUAUGUGCCCAAAGGAUUACCACAAUUCCAAUUGCCACCUUUCACAAUGACAACUAUAACAAAUAGCACAAGCGGUGAGGUAACGGAAGUGCAUGAAAGUUUUACGCACAUGGUUAGCAGCUUGGGUUCCGGCUUAAUAGUAGUCCCUUUGAUAUCGUUAUUAGAAAAUAUGGCCGUGGUACAGACUUUCGCUAAUGGCAAGCCAUGUGAUGCCACUCAAGAAUUGAUAGCGGUGGGCGUUUGCAACGUAGUCAAUUCGUUUGCUCAAGGUUUUCGUGGCAACGGUGGCAUUGCUCGGGGUGCUGUUCUCAAUUCGAGCGGUGUACGCACUCAGCUCUCGAAUUUAUAUACAGGCAUCAUUGUUAUAGUCGCGUUACUAUAUUUGACUCCAACAUUUUAUUAUAUACCCAAAGCAACACUAGCAGCAAUCAUUAUGGCUGCCGUUAUUUUCAUGAUACAGUACCGUGUAAUAAAGCCCAUGUGGAGAAGUAAAAAAUCGGAUCUAAUACCUGGCUUAGCUACAUUUGUGGCAUGUCUGGUUUUACCUCUGCAAUUGGGCAUCUUAGUCGGCAUUGGUAUUAAUAUUUUAUUUAUACUCUAUCAUGCCGCCCGUCCUAGAUUGCGCGUAGAGACUUUAUCCACUUCGAAUGAUAUUAAAUACUUAAUGCUUACGCCCGAUCGUUGCCUCAUCUUUCCUUCCGUUGAGUUUGUACGUAACGUGAUUACUAAACAAGGCCGUAAAUCUACGUUACCCGUGGUCAUUGAUUGUACGCAUAUAUACGGGGCUGAUUAUACGGCUGCCAAAGUUGUAUCCACCAUGAUUGGUGAUUUUGAAGAUCGCCAGCAAAAACUUUAUUUCUUCAAUUUGCAACCUCGUGUUGCUCAAGUUUUUGAAAGUCUACACAAAGACCUUACAGUGUUAUACGAUAUGAAUUCACUGGAAAUAAAAUUGUCGGGCAAAGAAGAAGACCAUUCCAAACUAUAAUCGAUACUCUCCUAUGCUAAUAACUCACAUUCAGGUAUUCUCCGUUAGGAUUCCUACAUUUCCGAAUCUUUUUUCGCUUUUAACUUUAAUUUCAUAUCUCAUUAGUACGUGAAAUAUUAAAAUAAUAUUACAUUUUGUAGUAAAUCCUAACAAUAACAAAAAAACAAAAAGUAUUAUAAAUAACUCUCGUUUUGCUUUAGAAAGAAUUUUCAUUAUUUUCCAUUUUUAUUAUACCACGAAAUUCGAUCAUAUUUUAUUUAAAUAAUCGCAUAUGUAAAUGUAUUUUAAUUAGUUUAUAAAUUACGACUACAUGUACAAAGUGCUUUAGUUACUAUCAAUUGUAUAGUUUUAUAUACAAAAUAAU